This is a messenger RNA of Linum trigynum, 4845 nucleotides long. The record is from the annotation of a GenBank genome assembly. Lineage: Eukaryota; Viridiplantae; Streptophyta; Magnoliopsida; Malpighiales; Linaceae.
CGUCUGCAUGCACUGCACAUAAGACGUAUCAUAUCAUAUGGCAUUGGCAUCUCUAUGCAUCCAUUUCAAAUUCAAACCAACUCCACCGCUCCUCCCAAGUCCCAACCAUCGAAAUUUAAUCCUGUUUGUUUUUGAGGUUCUGAUAUGUAAUUCUUGCUCGUAGGUCAGAAUUCAAUAUAACUUCCUACACACGCUAUGAGCACUUCUACUAUGCUAUAUAGUAUUGGUACUUUAAUGUACAACUUAAAGUUGUACCAUAACAUUAAAUGUAUAAGUUUAGGUUGUACCAUAAAACAAUUUGUACCAUUAUGUUAUGGUACAACUUUACAACUUGAAGUUGUACCAUCACAUAAAAGUACAAGUUCGAGUUGUACCAUAAAAGAAUUUGUACAAAAAGUAUAGGUACAAUCUGAAGUUUUAUCAUAACGUAAAUGUACAAUUUUAAGUUGUACCAUAAAAACAAAAUCCUAUAGCACCAAUACUAUAUAGCAUUGUAAAAUUUCUCCACACGCUAUAUAUAUGGUAGGUAGUUCGUAAAUCACGGCCUUCGGAUGAGAAUCCGUAUUUGGGGAUUGAGCCCACGAAACAAAGGAGCGGGCCCAUGGCCCAUAAGGUACCCUUAGUGCGAGGUUCAAUAUUCCAGUCUGGGCGGCCGAUCCGUGUGACGUAAAUUUCGGAAAUUUAGUUAACUCACAAGACUUGUAAGCUAGCUCGACUAGAUGAUUUAUUGAUUAACUUGUGUACUAGCUUGUUUUGGGCCCAUAUUUUACCUCGAAUAAUGUCUGGUGAAUCAGAUAGGCUAGCACCUUACGAGGUUGCUCGUUUGAAAACUUCUUCGAUUUAUUACCCACAAACAUUCGUCGAGUGAUCAUAAUUAAAAUUCACGUCAGUUGAAAUUUUAUAAAUAAUGAUAUCCUAAUUCACUCGCGCUUUUUCUCACCGAUUUUGAGUAAGAAAUUAUCAGUGUUUAAUAAAUUGUAUUGUAUCGACGGUCCAACUAGAAAAUCCGCCUACCAAAGUCUAAGUUGGUACCACUCACUUUUCCAGUAAUAUUUUACUAUUCUUAAAGUAUUUAACCAAAUCAAAUUAGUAAAAUUUAAUUUAUUCGUUGACUAAUUUGCAGAGUCAUGUAAUACAUAUAGUUUAUUCAGUAACUUGCAUUCACGGAAUGUGAAUCAAAACUAUCCUUGUCGAUUAGUUGUAAGAAGAUUAGUAAACCAUUGUAAUGAUAACUAAUCUCAAUCAAAAUGUUAUCAUUAUGGAGAUUAUGAAUAUUAUAUACCAAACGUAAAAAAUUCAGUUUGAAAGUCAACUGACCAAAAGUCUUGUGGCUGCUGCAUGAUUUGCAUCAAACAAAAAGCCAUCACUCCUCUCCGCAAAUUUUCCCAUCCACAAGGUUCCCCUGCUUCGUCCCCUGAAACAAACAAUGAAGCAAACCCAUAACUCUGUUUUCCUCUCCUUUCUCCUACUCACGAUCUCACUCCACUUGCCAUCCCAAGCAAAUGCUUCACGCAGCAGCAACAUCACAGACCGACAGGCCUUGCUUGAAUUCAAGCAAGCAGUCACUUACGACCCAGAUGGAGCUCUCACCUCCUGGAACAGCUCCCUCCAUUUCUGCAACUGGGCUGGCGUCACCUGCAGCCCAAAACAGAGAGUCACUUCUCUGAUCCUCCAAGGAUACAACCUCCAAGGCACCCUCUCCCCACAUUUAGGCAACCUGAGCUUCGUCAGGUCCAUCCAACUCAUGUACAACAGCUUCCGCGGCGGGAUCCCGCCGCAAUUCGGCAACCUCCGCCGCCUCCGGACGCUCAAUCUCACCUACAACCCACUCGGAGGCGCGAUCCCGACGAACCUGACGCGCUGCUCCCUGCUCAGGGACCUCAGGAUCGCCGCCGCGGGCCUCGUCGGUAAAAUCCCCGACGAAAUCGGGCUGCUGUCGAAUCUAGAGGUGAUCAAAAUUGGAACCAACGAUCUGACCGGCCCGAUCCCGGAUUCUAUAGGGAAUCUGUCGAGGCUUCAGAUCUUCAGUGUUGCGUAUAACCACCUGGAGGGACAAAUUCCUGACACCGUGGCUCGGCUCUCCAGCAUUAGCCAAUUCGUUGUGGGAGUAAACCGACUCAACGGUACAAUCCCUCUUUCUCUGUACAAUUUGUCUUCCAUGACGAUCUUGACAUUGGUUUACAAUCAAUUCGGAGGCCGAAUUCCGCACGACAUUGGGUUUACUCUCCCCAAUCUUGUUUUCUACGGGAACUCCUUGAAUUGGAUGUUCGGCCCCAUUCCUUCAUCAUUUUGCAACGCGUCCAAGCUGAGGGAUAUGAACAUGAAUCGGAACAGCUUGUCAGGAAGGGUUCCUGAUUGUCUGGGGAGCCUCCCGAAUCUCGUCUACUUCAAUGCGGCGGCGAACAAUCUUGGAACUAAUUCCUCCGGCGAUUUGGAGUUCAUCACAGGGUUGAGCAAUUGCAGCAUGUUGCAGGAAUUGGGUGUCGGGAUGAACAAUCUUGGUGGGUCGUUGCCCGAUUCUGUGGCGAAUCUGUCAGCUCGGCUUGAUCAAUUCGACGUUUCGAUGAACCUGAUCCGCGAAGAGAUUCCUCGAGGGAUGGAGAAUCUGAUCGGCUUGAAUAAGUUCGAUCUGUCUGAAAACUCUUUCACAGGGCGCAUCCCUUCUUAUUUUGGCGGGUUUCAGAAUUUACAGGGUCUGUGGAUGCAGGGGAACCAAUUGUCCGGUGAGAUCCCGUCGUCGUUGGGAAACUUGAGCCAAUUGAAUAGACUCGACAUUUCUGAUAACAGGCUCGAAGGCGUUGUUCCUCUGAGCCUCGGGAGCUGCCGUCAGCUUAACCUACUGGAUGUUUCUGCCAACAAGCUCACCGGAAACUUACCGGUGGAGAUUUUCCGGCUUUCUUCACUCUCGAUUGGGUUAAACCUUUCUCGAAACGAGUUCAUUGGCAGCAUCCCAAAUGAAAUCGGGAAUCUAACAAAUGUGGAAGUUUUGGAUUUAUCGCACAAUUUCCUGACAGGUGAAAUUCCUGAAACGAUUGGCAAUUUCAAGAGCUUGAAAACCCUGUAUUUGCAGCAGAACUCUUUGAGUGGGAGUGUUCCUCAGGCAUUAGCUUCACUCAAAGCCAUGGAACGUUUGGAUCUUUCCCUGAACAAUUUCAGCGGAGGAAUUCCUCCUGGAUUGCAAGAUGUUCAGACUAUGAAGUAUUUGAAUCUUUCGUUCAAUAAUCUGCGCGGUGAGGUCCCAACGAAAGGGAUAUUUGCAAAUGUGAGUGGAACAUUUCUGAUGGGCAACCCCAUGCUCUGUAAUGGCGUCUCGGAGCUCCAUUUUCCAUAUUGCCCGACGAAAGCAAGGUCCAGGCAGAAAAGAGCUGCCACUGUAAAACUGAUAAUGAUCAUUGUCUUGGUAUCGACGUUUUCCUUCAUUUCUAUAUUAGGGUUGCUGCUUCACUACAAGUCUAGGAGAUCGAAGAAGAAGGCUUGUGACGAAGAUUCUGCUUUAAGCCACUUUGUCAGGAUUUCUUACAAAGAUCUCUGCAAAGCAACCAAUGGGUUCUCUGCUGAGAAUUUGAUCGGGUCCGGUGGAUUUGGCACCAUCUACAAAGGAGUACUCGAACAAAUCGAGACUCCAGUAGCAAUCAAAGUACUCAAAAUUCAGGAUAAGAGAGCUCAUAAAAGCUUACUCGCCGAGUGCAAUGCACUGAAGAAUAUUCGACACAGGAAUCUGGUCAGGAUCCUAACCUACUGCUCUAGCUUGGAUCGUCAAGGCAAUGAUUUCAAGGCUCUGAUCUUUGAGCUUAUGCCCAAUGGGAGUCUAGAAGAAUGGUUGCACUCUGAUCGCAACCUGAGCUUAACCCGAAGGCUUAACAUCGCGGUAGAUGUGGCAUCCGGACUACACUAUCUUCACGAUCUUUGCGAGAACACAAUCGUUCAUUGUGACUUGAAGCCUAGCAAUGUACUUCUGGAUGUGGACAUGGUUGCUCGUGUGGGGGAUUUCGGUUUGGCGAAGAUCUUGUCAACAGGUACUGCUGGUAGCUCAUCCCAAAGGAAAAGCAGCACCAUCGGAAUUAAAGGAACGAUCGGUUAUGCUCCUCCAGAGUAUGGAAUGGGAGUUGCGCUCUCAGAAGAUGGGGAUGUAUAUAGCUAUGGCAUACUCUUACUAGAGAUGUUCACGGGGAGAAGACCUACGAAUGAGAUGUUCAAAGAGGGUGUAAAUAUUUGCGAUUUUGUGAAAGCAGCUCUUCCUGAUGCGAUAUUAUCAAUACUCGACCCCUCGAUGUUUGUCCCAUUACUUGGACCAAGAAAUAGAGGAGUGGUAGGAAGAAAUGCAAUGGAAGUCGGUACUCAUGGGCUUGAAAUCGAAGGGAUGACACUGACAGAAAGUGCAAGAGACUGUUUGGUUUCGGUACUUGAAAUCGCCGUGAGUUGCUCGACAGAGCUGCCAAGAGAGCGAAUGAAGAUGGCUGAUGUUGUCAGAAAGCUUACUUCUAUACGUGAUGUCUUUGUAGCAUCAACUUCUAUCCGAAGGCAACCUAAUCCAGAACGAGGUUGACUUCAAUGACCACUGUAGCAUAUAAACCUAUCAUUACUUGUUCCUUUGCUCCUCAGUCACUUUAACAUGGUUGUCCAUUUAUUGCCAUAAAAUGUCAUUUUCAUCGCUAGUUCGACAUUUGGUCAUCUAUCGUAUGUGGUUAUGUACUUCUUUGGCUAAGAAAUCCAUAUCUGAGUAAUAAUACAAAGAAGACAAAUUAAUAUGAUCCCAACACAAAAACAUCCUCCUAAGAAUCUCGUAAAAGCAUGUAAAUUCAAGGCAUCAAGUUCUUCAUCAUCAAAUGAAAGUUAAAACCAUUU